AUGGCAACUCCUACACCCCACUUUUCCAAAGCGUUGAUAGCAAAUUCCUACGACAAAAUGGCUGCUGUUUAUCUGGAAUGGACAUCUAAAUAUCCCUCGCCUCGCGAAGAAUACACGCAAAAGCUUCUAGCAAGUCUUCCGACCAGCAGCGACUUGAAGCUACUCGAGCUAGGAUGCGGAGCAGGAAUUCCUGGCACAAAACUCCUCCUCGAACAUGGUUGUCAAGUGCUUGCAAAUGAUAUAUCUGCAGAGCAGCUCAAGCUUGCCAGGCAAAAUCUUGGCUCGGCCGAUGGAAAGCUAGAACUGAGUCAAAAAGACAUGAUGGAGCUUGAUUUUGGGGAAGGUAGCCUUGAUGCCGUGGUUGCAUUCUACAGCAUCAUCCAUCUUCCACGCACCGAACAAAAGGAUCUCCUUAGCCGAAUACAGAAGUGGUUGAAACCAGGAGGACAUGUUCUUAUCAAUCUUGGAACAAAGGAUGUGGAAGAAGGAAUAGCACACGACUGGCUUGGAGAGGGAAUGUAUUGGAGUGGGUUUGAUACGAAGAGCAAUGAGAGUAUGGUUUUGGAGGCCGGAUUCGAAAUAUUGCAAAGCAAGGUUAUAGAUCAGAGGGAAGAAGAAGAUAAAGUCAUACCAUUUUUGUGGAUCUUGGGGAAGAAGGGGUUGUAG
Molecule: messenger RNA, 666 nt
Organism: Glarea lozoyensis ATCC 20868
Lineage: Eukaryota; Fungi; Ascomycota; Leotiomycetes; Helotiales; Helotiaceae
Product: S-adenosyl-L-methionine-dependent methyltransferase
Exons: 1
Coding region: 1-666 (221 amino acids)
Source: RefSeq, a predicted model, not a curated record